CACUGUGCUAGAAGAACGCCCUACACUACAGUAUCCACCGGUUGCGGUAACUAACCGAGGCCGGAGCGUCCGGAAGCUCCGCCCCGGCGCUGACGCCGGUUGCCUUGUUACGCCGCCUCGGAUCUUAACGAAGAGGUCCGGGGGUUGGUUUGCAUUGCGUCGGGGUGAGCUGGGGCUUUCGGUCCCUUUUCUAGGUGGGAGCUGCUCGGCAUGAAUAAGUCGGAGAUGGCGGACGAAGCUCUCUUCCUCUUGUUGCACAACGAAAUGGUGUCCGGGCUGUACCGCGCCGCCGAGCAAGGCGAUGGGGAAAAUGGACGUUGUAUUACAAAAUUGGAAAACAUGGGGUUUAGAGUAGGACAAGGAUUAAUAGAAAGGUUCACAAAAGAUACUGCCCGAUUCAAAGAUGAAUUAGAUAUAAUGAAGUUUAUCUGCAAAGAUUUUUGGACUACUGUAUUUAUAUUUGGCAUUUACAUGUGGACUAAUUAGAGGCGGUUUAUCAAAUUUGGGAAUAAAGAGUAUUGUGACAGCUGAAGUUUCAACAAUGCCUGCAUGUAAAUUUCAAGUGAUGAUACAGAAGACGUAAAUAUAAAAUCCAUUGUCUUGCUCUGUAAAAUGGCAAAAUGAACUGUAUUUUAUUUAUAAACCAUGUGAAGCUAUCCUUUAUUGUAUUAAGUGUCCGCUUUGUCAAAUACAUUUUUCCCAGAGGCGAUUAAUUGCCAUUUUUCAUAAUUUGCUGGUAGAUUUUUAAUUGUCUUCAAUUUUGACCCAUGCAGAUGAACGUUUGUUAGGAUGAAUAGAAUAUCUUAAAUAAAUGCUAAGCUCUGCUAUCUGGCUAACCCUAUUAUACAAUUUCAGUUUUGCAAUGUUGAAAUGGGUCAUGGCCAUAGAGCUGAGAACAGUACUCCUGCUUUUCAGUUCCAGAAAGAUAGUUUAGGUAUAUUCCAUAGACAAUAAAAUUGCUUCAAGAUGAUCUUGCAUAGUUUUAAAAAUGAUGCACUUGCUUAUCUAGCUGAAAGUUUCAAAACUACAUAAACAAUGUUAAUGUAA
Messenger RNA from Protobothrops mucrosquamatus (brown spotted pit viper), 1047 nucleotides. It is a transcript of the gene TRAPPC6B, whose product is annotated as trafficking protein particle complex 6B. Gene Ontology annotation, biological process: endoplasmic reticulum to Golgi vesicle-mediated transport; regulation of GTPase activity. Lineage: Eukaryota; Metazoa; Chordata; Lepidosauria; Squamata; Viperidae. The record is from RefSeq and is a predicted model, not a curated record. Gene Ontology annotation, cellular component: cis-Golgi network; trans-Golgi network; TRAPP complex.